AUGGUUGAUGUUGGGUUUAUAGUCAAUUUUUCAGAUGGACACACGCAGAAUCCUCUCAGUGGCUGUUAUGACGAGUUCCGCUGUGGCAGUUCAAAGGAAGGCUACAGACGACAGCCAACCGAAGCAACACUGAACCAACGACCUGUGGAGUUCAGCUGUUAUCGCGGAACUUCCCUGAACUUUCUGAAAUUAUGCAAGAUAAAGCACUACAACUACUGUCUCAUCCACAAUGUUCAGAGAGACUUCAUUGUGCAGACUGGGGAUCCCACUGGGACGGGGCGUGGCGGAGAAUCUGUCUAUAGCAAACUCUAUGGGGACCAGGCCCGCUUUUUUGAUGCAGAGAAAACGCCGCGCAUCAAACACAGGAAGAAAGGGACAGUGUCCAUGGUAAACAAUGGAAACGAUCAGCAUGGUUCUCAGGUGAAUAACAUGUACAUCCACACUGUUGUUUGCCCACUAUAGAGAAUAAUAUAAAAC
Morone saxatilis (striped sea-bass) is the source of this 477-nucleotide messenger RNA. RefSeq names its product peptidyl-prolyl cis-trans isomerase-like 4. Gene Ontology annotation, molecular function: peptidyl-prolyl cis-trans isomerase activity. The transcript has 4 exons. Gene Ontology annotation, cellular component: nucleus. The record is from RefSeq and is a predicted model, not a curated record. The coding region runs from base 1 to 462 and encodes 153 amino acids. Lineage: Eukaryota; Metazoa; Chordata; Actinopteri; Moronidae. Gene Ontology annotation, biological process: protein peptidyl-prolyl isomerization.